Molecule: messenger RNA, 2500 nt
Organism: Elgaria multicarinata webbii
Lineage: Eukaryota; Metazoa; Chordata; Lepidosauria; Squamata; Anguidae
Gene: CEP41
Product: centrosomal protein 41
Exons: 11
Coding region: 40-1161 (373 amino acids)
Biological process (GO): protein polyglutamylation; cilium assembly
Cellular component (GO): ciliary basal body
Source: RefSeq, a predicted model, not a curated record
GGAGGGGCCCCGAGAAGGCGACGCUGACAGUUGGGCAGGAUGUCGGCGAGGAGGCGCAUCGGGGACCCUGAGUUUUUGACCAAAAGGAUCCCACAGAAUCCUAAAUACCAGCAUGUAAAAACUCGCCUUGACACAGGUAGCAGUAUGACCAAAUACACUGAAAAACUGGAAGAGAUCAAGAGAAAUUACAGAUACAAGAAAGACGAGCUCUUCAAGAGACUGAAAGUGACUACUUUCGCCCAGCUGGUGAUCCAGGUUGCUUCUCUGUCUGAUGAAAACUCAGAAGUGCCACCUGAGGAAAUUCAAAAACUCGAUGAGGGUGAUGCUUCUCCCGCAGAUAACAAUGUUGACAUUGCGGCAGAGACCAAUGGCAGAGGCAGCCCUGUGGAGAAACCAGCCAGUCCCAUCCUGUUCAUAAACAACACCGGAGCCGGGGAAUCAUAUCGCUCCACCUUACAGAGCGUGAUCAGCGGUGUAGGCGAACUGGACCUGGGGAAAGAUGCCCUGAAGAAAACAGAGAUGUAUGCAAAAGACGGACCUUAUCCUGAAUGCCCCUUCCUGCUGCUGGACGUACGAGAGCGGGAUGCUUAUGAGCAGUGCCACAUAGUGGGAGCUUACUCCUACCCUAUUGCCACCCUAUCCAGAACCAUGAAUCCUUAUACAAACAGCAUUUUGGAAUAUAAAAACGCUCACGGGAAGAUCAUCAUUCUCUACGACGACGACGAGAGAGUGGCCAGCCAAGCAGCCACCACGAUGUGCGAGAGGGGCUUCGAGAACUUGUUCAUGCUCUCUGGAGGUCUCAGGGUCAUUGCUCAGAAGAUCCCCGAAGGCCUGGUGACGGGCCCCUUCCCCGCGUGUUGCCUGUUGGCUGGCCAGCCUGGGAGUGCCCGGAGGAAAGCCGCCCCCAGGCAGCCUCCACCCCCACCCGCUGACAACAAGUGGAGAUUUACCACAGAGGAUCUACAGAAGAUACAGUACUACCUAGAAGAGGAGCAGCUUCCUUCAGAUUCUGCCAGCCGUCUCAGCCGCGGUUCUUCAGCUCGAGACGCCAAGGCCACCGCUGUCAAGAGCAGCCAGAACCUGCCCACCGCCAGCUCAGCCGUGGCCCUCACCACCCGCUCCCUCAGCAGCAGCAGCCUGCAGAGCAAGCCAUGGAGAUAGCCCGGUGUCUUUUCCCAGUGAAUAAAAGAGAGCCCCGUUCCUGGGGCUCUUUGAUCACUACAGCCCGUCUUUCACUUUUAGGAAGGUGGUAUGCAAAGGACAAGGAGGGGCACGGUUUGGGAUGGAGCAUGUGUGGGCCUGGCAAUUUUUGGUACAGAAGGGAAGUUUCUGGCGGAAAAAGACAUCCCAACUAAGACUCGUGUCGGCCUUUGUCAUUCCCCCCACCCCAAGAAGGCAGAAGCACUGGCAUUGUUUUAACUAUACUGGCACCUGAGAACAUGAAAACCAGGGGCUUAAAAAAUAUGGUUGGACUCUUAACCAAUACAGAAAAGAAAAUUAGCAAGGGGGUAGGUAGCAACAGUGGUAGAGAGUGAGAUUAGUACAAUGUUUGUGUUUUCAUAACUGAAGAAGUUUGAAAUGAGUAAGUUUGUGGUACAGUCAGGUAAAGAAGGGGCCAAUUGAGUGUUUAUUUGUGGCCUCCCGUCUGGAGUUCUGUUUUCAAAUUGCACUUGUACAAAGCGGAGAAAGAACGCAACAUUUCUCUCCCUGGACUUUCACAACCUUAAGUCAUUACUGGCUGGCUGUUUCCUUACUGGGAUCAUCCCAGCCAAUGCUGUGAAUAUGCAGACAGCACCAAGAAGAAAGUUUCAUUCCAUAAGGUUGAAGGAACCACAUUAUGGGCCCGAACGUGAAAGAUCCUGAGUGUAAGGCGAGUUCUGUGGAACGGGAGGAGGACCAGAGCAGCCGGCUGAGCUGGUCUAUCAUCUGAUUUAAAUCUCUCGUCAAUAUUUCUGCGAUUUUGAGAGCUGCCAGGAGUUGUGAUGUGGGGAGGCUGUCUGUCUGACCCAUUUUAUAGUUUCACUCUGCAUUGUUGAGUCUUCAGGAUAACGGAAUGGUGAAUUCAUCCCCCCCCCCAAAGGUAGUUUUGAGAUUGUUGCCAGCUGAAAAAGGACAACUUUUCAGACAUGAAGGUUUCCUGGCAAGGUUACUUGUCUUGUUGCUUUAUUAGAAAGCGGGGUGGUUUUUUUCCCCAUUGACUCCUUUUCUCUCCCUUCCCCCAAUCCCCAGAAACAGGUCUUCUCCCCCCCCCCCCCCAGAUAAGACCCUUGAAAAUGGCACAUCCCGUGGCGAUUUUGAAGGGAGGUAGGCGCACAUCCUGUGUGGACCACAUGUUCGGUUUAUUCUGUCUUUGUGCUGGUCUUCUGUCCUCAACAUCAUAGGUGGUCAUAAAUUAAAGACUGGUUUUGGGUCAUUUGGCUAUUGCUCUGGCUUCUGUGGCCUUUCUGUGAGCCGGACUGGACUCUGUGCAGGAAAGAGCAUGAACAGUCUCCCGACAUUU